AUGAGUGGUGACUAUUCAGCAUUUAAAGAAAGAACCAGAGAGUUUAUUGGACACAAGAAAACAUCAACACUUGAGAAACCUGAAACUCAAGCUUAUAGAAAGGAAGUAGAAAAACUAAGAGGAAACUAUCAAAAUCUAUAUGAUGCUUCAAAAAAUUGGUCUGAUUCUUUAGCAAAGGUAAAAAUUAGAUCAGAACAAUUAAAUCAUGCAUUGGAAGAUUUUGGAGAACAUCAUAUUCAUAGGGGUGGUCCAUCUUUGGCAAAAGGUGCUGAAAUCUUUGAAAAUUUACAACAUAUCCUAAACAAAAGAUAUAUUGCAACAACACAAAACUUUAUUUAUCCAAUUAAUAAUUUAUAUCUUCAUGAUGUACAUCAAUUGGUUAAACAAGAAAAAGCAGUAAAUCAUGAUAGAUUGGUAUUGGAAGAUGCUGCCACCAACGUGGCAAGAGGAUCACCCAAAAGCAUAGAUGAUAGAAAAAUCAAACAAAACAAAUUCCAAGUUGACUACAAUUCAUCAUUCCAAGAUUAUGAAAACAGAAUCGCUGACUUGCAACAUAAAACAGAGGAUGAAGUUCCUCUUCAUUUCAAGAAUUUUAUGCAAGAUUUAUAUUUGUUAUUUAAAGAAGGAAAUGAUAUUUUUAAAGAGAUGGAUAUAAAUAUUCGUCUUCCAAAGUUGGAAAAUUCUUUGGGAUUCAGUGAUUCAUUGGGUAAUGUUUCGUCACCAAGACUUAGUUCCCUAUCACUACAACAAGAAAAGGAUAAUAUCAAAAGAAUUGAUCCAAUUGGAAGUCCAAAUCAAUAA
This is a messenger RNA of Cavenderia fasciculata, 801 nucleotides long. RefSeq lists its product as uncharacterized. NCBI's taxonomy places the organism in Eukaryota, Evosea, Eumycetozoa, Acytosteliales, Cavenderiaceae. The record is from RefSeq and is a predicted model, not a curated record. The transcript has 5 exons. Bases 1 to 801 code for a protein of 266 amino acids.